Aedes aegypti (yellow fever mosquito) is the source of this 2794-nucleotide messenger RNA. RefSeq names its product protein asteroid (gene ast). Gene Ontology annotation, molecular function: nuclease activity. NCBI's taxonomy places the organism in Eukaryota, Metazoa, Arthropoda, Insecta, Diptera, Culicidae. The transcript is spliced from 3 exons. The coding region runs from base 121 to 2583 and encodes 820 amino acids. The record is from RefSeq and is a predicted model, not a curated record.
UGUAUUUGUCGUUCAGACAGGCUAAGAUGCCAAAGCUGUUUGAAAUUUUUGCAAAACGUGCACCAUCGUUCAUCGGAAUUUUAAAAUUUUGGCCAUAUAAACGUGAAAUAAUAUGCUGCAAUGGGCGUUCGCGGUUUGACGACGUACAUCGCAUCGAAUGCGGAACGCUUCCUGGAUCCGUACGAACUGCACGAUACCGAUCUGGUUAUCGAUGGGGAUAAUCUGUGCUUCCAGCUGUUUGUGCGCUCCGAGGAGCGGAUGGGUGCUUUUGGGGGUAACUACGACCACUACUUCCGGGCGGUGGUGGAAUUUUUCGAACUGCUCAGGAAGUGUAAUGUCCAGCCGUGGGUUUUGCUGGACGGUGGCUAUGAACAGUGCAAGCUGAAAACGGUCCGCAGCCGGAUGCUGGGGAGGAUACAGUUUGUGAAGAGUGUUCGGCCGGGUUCGAAUCGGUUGAUUAUUCCGCUGCUUGUGCGGGAAGUGUUCGUGGAUGCCAUGCGGGCGGCCAAGGUUCCCUUCAUGAGGUGCCUGUUCGAAGCGGACAAUGAGGUGGCCAUACUGGCCAGGAAGCUGAAUUGUCCGGUGUUAAGCUAUGAUAGCGAUUUUUAUAUACACAAUGUGAAGUACAUACCUUACGUUACGUUAAAUCAUAAGAUCUACCGGAAAGUGAUUGAAAACGAAGAAAAUUUCAAAAUUGAGCUGUUGAAUCAAAAAGGCGGCAAGAAGAGAUCAAAGCGCGUAUUAUUGAAGCAAGGAGACGGUCCACUAGAAGAAGAGAAUGUCCAUGAUUCUUACUGUUAUCUGGACUGCUCUCUGUACACCAUAGAGAAUCUAAUCGGUAAGGAUGAGAGAUUGAAACCGGAAAUGCUUCCCCUAUUUGCCGCACUGCUAGGAAACGAUUAUAUCAGUCGUCGAAUACUGUCCAAGUUCUAUGCCUCUAUGAAAGUAGGUAAGAUUAGUCGAAAAGUGGCAGUCCACCAGCGAAGAGUAGUUGCCAUUCUUAAAUGGCUGAAACACCACUCGCUGAAGUCCGCCACAAUGACCAUUCUGAAUCAGGUGCAGGAGAAGCACCGCGAUGGACUGCUAAGGCAAUUGGAAGGGGCAAUGUAUGGAUACAAUUGUGAAGAGUGCCAAUCAUUUGAGUUCUUUGGCUUCGAGGAGGAUCACACUGAAACAUUGGAGGAUGGUGCGGAUAAACUUCGGGAUUAUCUGGCGAAUGCUGAAGACGGGGAAACUGUUGAGUUGGAAGAGUCGGAUGAUGAGGCGGUUGACGAAGAGAGAACUGAGAAUGAGGCUAACUCGGAUGAUGGAAACUCUGGAGGAGAAGAGUCUGAAGAAGUGGAAGACGAUACAACGUCCCCAAAGGCUAAUGCAUUCAACUGGGAACCAUGGCUAUUAGAAAUCUAUCAAGCUGCCCUUACGCCACGAUUCGUAGUCGACUUGUAUCACUCAUGCCUGUAUAUCAACUACCCUCAAGUGGAAAACAUCAACGAACCGGAUAGCAAUGAACUGUGCUACGACUUGUUGAGAUACAUUUUCUCCUUGCUGAAAAGUUCUAAAUAUGCUAACAACUUCCGGUACCUGACUAGGUGUGAAAGAGUAGCCCAGUUUCGUUGGUUAAAGUUUGAAAAUGUUGAAAUGCCAGAGGGGGUUAACUUCAAUCCAAACAAAAGAAAAAAUGUCGCGCUAUUGAAAGUGGCGUUUCGAGAUUUCUCCAACUGUGAGGAAAUCUUCACCGCGGUUUCUCAACUGCCGGCCAACAUGCAAUUGUACUUUCUCUGUUUAGUAUUUUGGGCAACGAAACAGCCCGCAGUGACACCCGUCCACGUGCACGCUCUCAUCGUUUGCCUAAUUCAGCUGCAAAUGAUAGACAAGCGUCUGCCGAAUAAGUCACGAGACGCCAAAGUGUUUCAAAAGAACCAAAAAGCCUAUCUGGACAACCAACGAAAGGCGUUCCAAAAGACCGAACCACCCAGUCAAGAAUUGCCAUCGAAAGCAACAUUUAAAAAAAUAACCACCGCAAUCACCAAACCGGAAGCGAUACUAACCUACGACCUUCUGCUGACACAUUUUUCGAUCAACGAUCGCAUGCUCCGGAGGCACGGUGAAUUGGAUCGUCCCACAGCUCACAUCUACGCGCAGCUGCAAGCCGUCGUGUUGAAUUUAUUCACCCUGAACGGUCUGUUAGGUCACCCGCUAGAGCCGACUCGGAUGCACGAAUUCUACAACGGAUUGUUCAUUCAUAACCUCUACCAAAGCCUGAAAUCCCGGCAGGAUCCCCUGGAUUACAUCAAGGGAACCGUGUUCCGGUACUCGGGAACGAUGUUUGCCAUUCAUCGAAUGUUGUACGAAUGGUUGGUGCGACUGGUUCCACAGUUCGAAACGCGCAUAAAAACGACCAGGACGGUCAAAAAAGUGCCACAGAUACCGAAGGAAUCGGUUCAAAGGAAAAAGGAACAGGUGAAGCAGAUGGUAAAGAACGAUUGCUUGCUGGAUUCAAAAUCCAGCGAGGAAGAAGAAGACGAUGCUGAGUAUAACGAUCUAAAUAACCAGUUCAGUCAGUUGUUGGUUAGUGGGCAGUGAUUAAGUUUCAUGGUAAGUAGCUAACGUUGAUUUUAGAUAAAAUUUGAUUGUAGAUGAUCUUCAUUUCUGCAUUACACCUCUCAUGGGACAGUAUAUGCUUUUUAGUUAAAAGUUUCGAAUGCAUUUCUACUGUUAUUCACUGGGAACUUUCUUUGUCAAUGACCCAAAAAAGUCAAAGUAAUUUCCAAUAUAAAAGAAAUCAUGUCAUCUU